UUCGCCCACCCAGGACACACACACACAGUCGCCUCCAAAGGACCCGCCGGGAGUCUCUAAGGACCCUCUUUACGUCCCGGAGUCGCCCCUACCGCCCUCCCCAUAUCCCCGGAGCCCCAGGCGGGGACCCCAGCAUCGAACGUUCCCGCGCCUCCGGGCACCUGGCUCAGCCGGAGUCCCCCGGGUCGGGGCAGGGCCGGGCCGGCGGCGGCGAGCCGGAGCCCGCCCGGCGCCCGGGCCCUGCCGAGCCCUCGGAAGCCGCCCAUGGGGCUCCGGCUCCCCGAUCCCCCGAGCCCGGCCGCGCCCAGCCUGGCGGCUCGAGCCGCGCGCAGGAGGAGCCGGGCGCAGUGACCCGGGAGACCCCGCAGACUCCCGAAAGCGCGGCGGCGGCGGCGGCCGGCGGGGCAGGCGGUUCCUCGCACCUCCAGGCGCUUCCAGGCAGCCCUCCGAGCCGUGCCAGAGGCCCGGCCCGCCAUUCCCAGCCCCGAGCCAUGAUGAAGACCUUGUCCAGCGGCAACUGCGCGCUCAGCGUGCCCGCCAAAAACUCCUACCGCAUGGUGGUGCUGGGCGCCUCGCGGGUGGGCAAGAGCUCCAUCGUCUCCCGCUUCCUCAACGGCCGCUUCGACGACCAGUACACGCCCACCAUCGAGGACUUCCACCGCAAGGUCUACAACAUCCGUGGGGACAUGUACCAGCUGGACAUCCUGGACACGUCCGGCAACCACCCCUUCCCCGCCAUGCGCAGGCUCUCCAUCCUUACAGGCGACGUCUUCAUCCUGGUGUUCAGCCUGGAUAACCGGGAGUCCUUCGACGAGGUCAAGCGGCUCCAGAAGCAGAUCCUGGAGGUCAAGUCGUGCCUGAAGAACAAGACCAAGGAGGCGGCCGAGCUGCCCAUGGUCAUCUGCGGCAACAAGAACGACCACGGCGAGCUCUGCCGCCAGGUGCCCGCCACCGAGGCCGAGCUGCUGGUGUCGGGCGACGAGAACUGCGCCUACUUCGAGGUGUCGGCCAAGAAGAACACCAACGUGGACGAGAUGUUCUACGUGCUCUUCAGCAUGGCCAAGCUGCCGCACGAGAUGAGCCCGGCCCUGCACCGCAAGAUCUCCGUGCAGUACGGCGACGCCUUCCACCCCAGGCCGUUCUGCAUGCGCCGCGUCAAGGAGAUGGACGCCUACGGCAUGGUGUCACCCUUCGCCCGCCGGCCCAGCGUCAACAGUGACCUCAAGUACAUCAAGGCCAAGGUCCUUCGGGAGGGCCAGGCCCGAGAGCGGGACAAGUGCACCAUCCAGGGGGGGGGGGGGGGGGGGGGGGGGGGGGGGGGGGCGCCUUGGGUGGUGCCUUACGGGAUGGCCCCCGAUGUCCCCUGGACAAGACCCCACAGCAGUCGUGUUCAGUGA
Messenger RNA from Equus quagga, 1397 nucleotides. RefSeq names its product RASD family member 2 (gene RASD2). NCBI's taxonomy places the organism in Eukaryota, Metazoa, Chordata, Mammalia, Perissodactyla, Equidae. Gene Ontology annotation, molecular function: GTPase activity; GTP binding. The coding region runs from base 492 to 1397 and encodes 301 amino acids. The record is from RefSeq and is a predicted model, not a curated record. The transcript has 3 exons.